UCAUCUUUUCAUAUCUUAUUUCUCUUCUUUAUUCUUUGUAUUUCUUGUUCUUCCCCUCAGAUCUAGGUUACUAUCAUGGCUUCCGCCGAUGUCGAGUUCCGUUGCUUCGUUGGCGGCCUGGCUUGGGCUACCACUGACCUUACCUUGGAGCAGGCGUUCAGCGCCUACGGCGAUGUCCUUGAAUCGAAGAUCAUCAAUGAUCGUGAGACAGGUAGAUCCAGAGGUUUCGGAUUCGUUACCUUCCGUGAUGAGAAGGCGAUGAGGGACGCUAUCGAAGGGAUGAACGGUCAGAAUCUCGACGGACGUAACAUCACCGUGAACGAAGCUCAAUCACGCGGAAGCGGUGGCGGUGGUGGAGGCGGCGGCGGUUACGGCCGCAAUGCAGGUGGAUAUGGCGGUGGUGGACGCCGUGAAGGUGGAGGCGGUGGUUAUAACCGUGGAUACAGCGGCGGUGGUGGUGGAUACGGCGGCGGUGGUGGUCGCCGUGAUGGGGGUGGAUAUGGAGAUGGCGGAUCUAGGUACUCAAGAGGUGGUGGAGCCUCCGAGGGUAGCUGGAGGAGCUAGAUUUAGGUUUAAGAGUUCGCGAGUUCUGUGUUUGAUUUAGUUUGGCUAUUAUGGUUUUCGAUCGGUUUCGUGCUGUUUUUGAUCUCUGGUUCUGUUACUCUUGUUACUAAAAAUUAAAUGGAAAUGAAGUAUACUUCCUUUUCAA
Pistacia vera is the source of this 709-nucleotide messenger RNA. Its product is annotated as glycine-rich RNA-binding protein GRP2A. The coding region runs from base 76 to 564 and encodes 162 amino acids. The transcript is spliced from 2 exons. NCBI's taxonomy places the organism in Eukaryota, Viridiplantae, Streptophyta, Magnoliopsida, Sapindales, Anacardiaceae. The record is from RefSeq and is a predicted model, not a curated record. Gene Ontology annotation, molecular function: RNA binding.